Scomber japonicus (chub mackerel) is the source of this 1697-nucleotide messenger RNA. It is a transcript of the gene pfkfb2b, whose product is annotated as 6-phosphofructo-2-kinase/fructose-2,6-biphosphatase 2b. Gene Ontology annotation, cellular component: cytosol. Gene Ontology annotation, molecular function: ATP binding; fructose-2,6-bisphosphate 2-phosphatase activity; 6-phosphofructo-2-kinase activity. The record is from RefSeq and is a predicted model, not a curated record. Gene Ontology annotation, biological process: fructose 2,6-bisphosphate metabolic process; fructose metabolic process. The transcript is spliced from 15 exons. Lineage: Eukaryota; Metazoa; Chordata; Actinopteri; Scombriformes; Scombridae. Bases 36 to 1697 code for a protein of 553 amino acids.
UGAUUUUGACUUAAAGGCUUAAACAAGGCUUCAACAUGUCCAGCACUCAGAGAGACAAUGGUUCUGCAAACUCAGCAGAAGCCAAGAAAACAGACCUGAGAAUGAAUGAGAAGAAAUGCUCAUGGGCAUCCUAUAUGACAAACUCUCCAACAGUGAUCGUAAUGAUUGGUCUGCCUGCGAGAGGGAAGACCUACAUGUCAAAGAAACUCACACGUUACCUCAACUGGAUAGGCGUCCCAACCAAAGUGUUUAAUUUGGGUGUGUAUCGCAGAGAGGCCGUCAGAGCUUAUAAGUCCUAUGAUUUCUUCCGCCACGACAAUGAGGAGGCCAUGAAAAUAAGGAAGCAGUGCGCUCUGGUAGCUCUGCAGGAUGUGAAGGCGUACCUGGCGGUGGAGGGAGGUCAGAUUGCAGUUUUUGAUGCCACAAACACAACGAGAGAGCGUAGAGACCUUAUUCAAGGUUUUGUUAAAGAGAAUGCAUUCAAGGUGUUCUUUGUGGAGUCCGUGUGUGACGACCCAGAGGUCAUUGCUGCCAAUAUACUGGAAGUAAAAGUGUCAAGUCCAGAUUACCCAGAGAGGCACAGAGAGAGAGUCAUGGAUGAUUUCCUCAAACGAAUCGAGUGCUACAAGGUUACUUAUCAACCACUAGAUCCUGAUGAUUACGACAAGGACCUGUCUUUUAUCAAGGUGAUGAAUGUGGGCCGGCGUUUUUUGGUGAACCGGGUGCAGGACUACAUCCAGAGCAAGAUUGUCUACUACCUCAUGAACAUCCAUGUGCACUCUCACUCCAUCUACCUGUGUCGGCACGGAGAGAGCAACCACAACAUCGAAGGCCGCAUCGGAGGAGACUCUGAACUGUCUCCUCGCGGGAAGCAGUUUGCACAUGCCCUGCGCAAUUUCAUUGAGGAGCACACUGAGCUAUCAGAUUUGAAAGUAUGGACAAGCCAGCUGAGAAGAACCAUCCAGACAGCGGAGGAGCUUGGCGUUCCUUAUGAGCAGUGGAAGAUACUCAACGAGAUCGAUGCUGGUGUGUGUGAGGAGAUGAGCUAUGACAUGAUCCAAAAGACAUUCCCUGAAGAGUUUGCUUUGAGGGACCAGGACAAAUACCACUAUCGCUACCCGGGGGGAGAGUCUUACCAGGAUCUUGUUCAGCGUUUGGAGCCAGUUAUUAUGGAGUUAGAGCGUCAAGGCAACGUGUUAGUCAUCUGCCACCAGGCUGUGAUGCGCUGUCUGCUUGCUUACUUCCUCGACAAAAGUGCAGAAGAUCUACCUUACAUGAAGUGUCCGCUUCACACAGUGCUCAAACUUACUCCUGUUGCAUAUGGUUGUAAAGUGGAAAUGUUUUAUCUUAAUGUGGAGGCAGUAAACACACAUCGAGACCGACCUCUUGGUAAAAUCACGAUGGACUCUGCUCUCAUACUGCGGCGGAAUAGUUACACUCCCUUGUCCAGUCACGACCAGUUCAAGCGUCCCAGGCUCUACAGCGCGGGCAACCAGCCCUGGUUACCGCUUGCCCCCACCCCAUCGGCUCUGAUGCCAGAGGGACGGCAAAGCCAAGUUAGUGACAGAAUAAUAGGCUCCCUCUCUAAAUCAGUCACUGUCAGCUACAAUCAGUCACCUCCCACCCCAGCUGAGUCCCUGUGCGAAGGAAUCGACUAUGACAGCCCCGAAGAAACUAGUGGCUGUGUCCGCUUCUGA